This is a messenger RNA of Phymastichus coffea, 2865 nucleotides long. Its product is annotated as armadillo repeat-containing protein 3. Lineage: Eukaryota; Metazoa; Arthropoda; Insecta; Hymenoptera; Eulophidae. The transcript has 15 exons. The record is from RefSeq and is a predicted model, not a curated record.
AUGCGAAACGAUUUUCGUUGGCUAAACAUUCUCCCACCACAUUAUCUAACAGACUAUUCAUUCGCAUUCAUUCAUCUAAAAAGCUCGAGCCUUCCCAACCGUAACACGAUCACAUACCGACUUUUCUCUCGUAAAAUACCAAACCUGUGCGCAGGAGGGCAGCAGCGCACAGCUACAACGUCCAACCUCUCACCUCGUCCGAACCGUGCCGAGGAGGACACAAGUUUCGAGCCACUGAGUCUGGAGGUCAGGUAUCCAGACACUGCGAUACUGUUGCUCAAAAGCCCAGAGCAACCCAUCUUGUUAGCUGCCGCUGCGGCUUUGACCAAUUUCGGUGCCAAAGCUCAAGGCAAUCUCGAGACUCUCUUCGAUCUCAAUAUUGUAGACAGUGUAUUAGCACUGGUGAACCACGACGACAUGUUCACGCGCAGGUUCGCCCUGAAGCUUCUCGCGCUGAUGUCCCCUGUCCGAAAUGUGCAGGCUCACCUGUUGCGGGACGAUACAUACAUCCAGCAUUUCACUGACAUUCUUGCCAACGAGUCGGAAGCCUUUCUCCAAGAGUUCAGCUCGCGUAUUUUGGCUGAGCUGACGAGCGAUCCCACGGCCUCGGCAAUGCUACUCGACAAAUUUCAAGAUUUAAGCUUCCUUUUUUCAAGACUGCUUUCUCCCGAUCCGGAUAUCAAGAAAAAUUGUGUUGAAAUUCUUGCGAAUAUAUUGCAAGAUUUGUACGGGAAAGAUAUUGUAGCUUCGUCGAAGGAUUUUAGUUAUGAGGCGAUCUAUGAAUUGUUGAAGCAGCCUUAUCCGAUUAUCCAGCAACUUGCGUUGGAUGCUAUCGAGCAGCUCGUUAUACAUAUUUCAGACGAUUUCCUUCAGGAAAAUUUCCGGCGAUCCUACGGCGUUCAACGUUUGCUUGAUAUUCUCGAAAAUGAAGAAUGGAAUGACCUACACAGUAAAGUACUAAAAAUCAUCAAUCUAUUUUGUUACAAUGAAAAGACUUCCGAGUUCAUGAAUAAUACUGAUGGCACAAAGCGGUUGUUUGGCUUCAUGGAAAACACUGCUAUCAAGGAUUUUAGAUUUACAGCUUUGAGUAUAUUAGUUAAUUUGGCUGAAAAUGCAAGUGGCAAAAAGGUUUUACACUCUCAGGGAAUAAUCGAGUCACUGGUCAAAUAUUUCGAGAGUGAUAUUCAACCCGAAGUUCAAGCAACAAUCUGCCGGGGAUUAUCCAAAAUGAUUCACUAUAGACCAGCAGCUACAGAACUAUCACAACAGAAUCCUUUCAAUUAUAUUUUGAAUCUAUUAAGUAACGACGAAGCGAAAUGGUCUGAAAGACAAACAGCCGCCUUCGCCUUGAAAGAACUCCUCUCGGUGGAUUUUCAAAACUGCAUAAAUUUCCUCAACAGUAACGGCCAUGUAAAAUAAAAUAUAAAUUUUCUUAUACAGGCUCAAUUGAUGCGUCUCAUCCAAGAGCAAUCGGCUCCCGUGGAAACUCGCGUAACCGUCAUUCAAAUAGUAUCGAUACUCGCUGAUUAUUCAUCUCUCACCGAAGAUUUGAUAGAUUUAAAUCUCUUUCGCGCGCUUUCCUCCGUGCUCGAGUCGGAAAACUCAUCAUCAGCUGAAUUGAAAAUAGCCAGCUGCGAGGCUCUUAGCCGUUUCCCAAUUAACGAGAACGCGCGAUGCGUAUUUAUCCACGUGAAGAUUACGGCAACGUUGUACCACCUGAUUACCAGCUCAGAAGCACUUCCGGUGAAGAGUGCAGCAACUCGACUGCUUCUACUCAUUUGCUCGGAUACCGUUCUUGCUAGAUUGUGCAUUCAGCAGGGGCAUCUCUUUUACAUGAUGAAGGAUCGUGGGGUUUCACGAGCGAUACCCGAAUGGUCUGGUUGCGUAGAAGCACUAUUCAACGCGGAUUUGUCGAUGAAAUUCGCAUACACGAGUCGACUGUCACUGUGCGACGUCACUCAAAAUGGAUUUUACGUGAUGCGCCGUACUUCCUGUCCUUUUCCAGUGCUAGAGGAGUUGUUCCGUUUGAAGCUGUGCUUUCUCGAACCCAUUUACGUGGCUAAUUUCAACGAGGGUCAUGAUGAAAACGACGAUGACGACUAUCUUGUUGGCAAACAAGCUGCCUUCGAAGCCGCAAGAGAAGCGAUAAGGCGUGAGAGUGUCGAGCGUGGCAUUCGUGUAUCUGAGGGUACGAUCAACGCUUGGCUCGAACUUAAAUUUGGCCGAUUGCAACCCGAUCCUUUUUUAACACGUUAUCUUGAACUGCUCAAGGCUGAACUGGCUAUUGAUGAGCAAGCUAUGAUAUUCAAUGCCGAAACUACAAAACAAUUUAUACUAUAUCGUAAUGAAAAUCUAUAUUCACUGAUCAAUAUUUUCAGUUGUCCAGCUGGUCUAAUCACAACGUCAACAAUAGCAUCCCGAGCGCGUUUACUAGGACGUUUCGUAGCUCGUCAAUUAUCGGGUUUCGAUCCCGACAGUCCAUCCUGCAUGAAUCAACAGUUGGAGUUACAUCUACGUAUGAUCAAAGCCAAAAUCGAGACAAGCGUAAUACCACUUGGCUUCUUACGUUUCGGUUCUUACCUCGAGCGAGCAUUGCUGUUCAAAGUAUUGGCCGACAGAAUAGCUUUGCCUGCUUGCCUCGUCAGGGGCAGCUACGGUGCAUCUUGGAUUGAGAUUGCUGUUCCUAUGACAAGCGAACCCACAGCGCCGUUGCCGAAAAGUUACCUGCGUGAAAACUUCAUAGUAGACCUAAUGAACGAACCUGGCGAGCUUAUUGCGUUAGGUUCGAUUGGUGCUCGACGUUACGUUGACAAGCAGUCUAGUUGCGAACGUAUUGGAUGCUGCGGCUAAAUGAUCGUGUUGUGG